Geodia barretti is the source of this 1599-nucleotide messenger RNA. The record is from the annotation of a GenBank genome assembly. NCBI's taxonomy places the organism in Eukaryota, Metazoa, Porifera, Demospongiae, Tetractinellida, Geodiidae.
CAGCAACGCUAACCUCACCUUCUCUCCACUCAGCAACGAAGGCCAGUGUCUGUUGACAUGCAAGGCAACCACUUGGGAUGAUGGACACGUGGUGGUACAGGGUCCACUGGAGGCUUUUCCCGGCACGCACUGCACUACUGCAACUGGAGGCCCGGGAAUCUGCAUUAGCUCUGUCUGCACUGUGAGUUGACACGUUAAAAGAGCUGCUUUAUCUUAUACUGACGCACACACACGAGUCAGUUCGUAGAGGUUGCAAAAUGUCUGUUUUUAUUGCUUUCACCGUGAGACCUCCAACAGCUCACAGUUUUGAGUUAUGAGUCCAGAACACCUCACUCUGCGGUAGUCUCUAUUACUAUCAAUCGUAUAUAACACACACCCUCUCUGAAUAUUAAUCAGCCCAUCGGGUGCGAUGGACUGGCGGGCUCUACAAAAGCCGUCGACAAGUGUGGGAGAUGCAUCAGUCCAAAUCUCUCCAAUAAAGUCUGCUCCCGUAACUCUGGACCCAUCACGAAAAAUCCAACAACUGGUCAUGUGGAGAUGAUUAGGCUACCAGUUGGUGCCUCUACUGUGUCAGUCACCAACCACCUCCCUCCUCGUCUGGCAUCAAUUAUGGUUCGAUCGGAGACGGGGGAUUUCCUGUUCACGGUGGGCCCCCCGGGGCACAUUUUUGAGGCCGGGGGAACCGAAUUUGAGUACCACGUGUCAGUUGAAGGAGGCAACUUCACAGAAAGCCUUACGACCAACGGGACUCUUAAUAAUUCCAUCACUAUCGAGGUAUACAUACCGUCACAGAGGGUUGCCCCUUCAAUUAGCUAUGAGUACCACAGUUUGGAGAAUGUGGAGACGUGGGGUAGGACGGGGACGCGAGACAGGGGCCCCCCACUCCUGUCACCACCCAACAACAUUGACUGGUCGUACGGACCCUUCCUCUCCUGCACCGAAACCUGCACCACUGGUAUCCAGGUGGCCUAUGCGGUGUGUACAGACCUCGACUUCAAUAACCGUAUUCUGCCCGACAACUACUGCAGUGGCUCAGAGAAACCGACGCCCAUAGUACGCCACUGUGGGUCAGGGAACUGUGCACCCAGGUGGGUGACGCGAGACUGGCUCCCGUGCUCACAGACCAGAUGUGGUGUCGGCUCCCAGCAGAGACUGGUGCAGUGUAUGGUCCUGGAGGCCAAUGGACGAGACUCCAUGGUGACCGAUGACCUUUGUCCCCUGGCCUCCAAGCCUCGCCACGAGAGAGAGUGUCUUAUGACAGAGAGCACCGGAUGCGGCACAGAGUGGGAGGAAGACGAGUGGGGAGAGUGUUGCUCAACAGAGCCACUAGAGCGCCGUAUCCAAUGUGUUGAUUCAGGCGGUGCGGUCCAGCCUCCCUUCUUCUGCAGUCACCUCCACCGCAACUCUUCACUCCGUCCCUGUGAGAAGGGACCUUGUACCAACGGUGGCUGCUUCCUGGAUCCCCAAGAGAUGGUUCUCCUGUAACAACACGUGUGGAAGAGGCGUCCAGAAGCGGAACGUGAGAUGUCGUCGUAACUCUGACAACAAGGCCGCACCGGGGUACUGCUGUCAAGAGAAGCCCCUGCCUCAAUUACAGAG